Dicrocoelium dendriticum is the source of this 4971-nucleotide messenger RNA. The record is from the annotation of a GenBank genome assembly. NCBI's taxonomy places the organism in Eukaryota, Metazoa, Platyhelminthes, Trematoda, Plagiorchiida, Dicrocoeliidae.
AUGAUCCCGCGCCCCCAAAACCGCAUAAACGCGCACCCCCACGCACCCCCCCCCCCCCCACCGACCCACCCCGCUGUGUUAACCGCCGACCAGCAACGCGCCACCCACCCCGCUGCACCCCCUCAACACGCACCCGGCCAAGCCAAUUCCCCGAGGUCCCCCCCCCCACUACAGCCGCCGCCCCCGCAGCCUCGCCCCGCCCUCGCAGUCACGUCUCCGCAAGUACCCGGCUCGCCCCCGCCGACCACCCCCACCCGCCAGCAGUUUGCGUCCCCAACCCCCCCCACCUCUCAGCAGCGCCUCACACCCGCCCCCGCACGCACCCCACCCCCACCCCUCGCCAGCCGGCCCCCACCCCCCACCCAGCAGUCCCCAAACGCAGUUAGUCGCCCGCCCGACGCAGUCCCCCGGCCGCAGUCCCCCCCCGCCCACGCAGUUCCGCAGCAUGGCCCAGCCCCCCCGCUCCAGCAGCAUCCCUCCGCCACUCACAACACCCCCACCGGCAGGUGCUCCUCGCAACGCAGCACACGCCAGCACCCACGACGCCCCAGAGCUGUCGACUCCGCAGCGCGCCGCUCCUUCGCCCCCCCCCACCCCCGCCCCAACAGACCGCCCAGCCACCCCCCCCGCCGCUCCCCUCAGCCCCCCCGCACGCAGCCGCACCCCCCAACCCCACGCGCCCCCCGCCCACCGCUCGACACGCUCCCCCGCAGUACCGCCACUGCCCUACCUCCGAGCGCCCCGCCCCCACACCUCGCGCACCGCCCCGCCCAGAGCCCCCCCACCAAGCCGCUGAUCGCACGCAGCGCCCCCGCACACCGCCACUCCCCACCGCCACAACCGCAGCACGAACGCCCCCGCGGGCCCGGUCGCAGUGCACCCCACGCGCCCGCCCGCCAACGCAAGGCGCACCCACGCCCCAACGCCCUCGAAGCGCCCAUCACCUCAGCAGACCCGACCACCGCACCCCCGCCCCCCCCCAGGCAUGUUCACUCCACGCGCAGACCCCCCCUCGACCCCUACCACCCCCACAACUCACCACCUAACCCCGAGACAGUUCAGCAGUUAGCCGCCACCCCCCCAUCGCAGUUCAACCCCCACCCUACCAGCACCCCAGCCCCGCAGUUCGCCGCACAAUACGCGACAGCGAGUUACCUCAUGAAGUUCCCCCACCACCGCCUCCCUACCCGACCCCCAGCCCCGCAUGUUUUACGCAAUGUUCACCACCCCGAAGUCCGCAGCCCGACACCACUUUCGCUGUGCUCGCAGUUCAACCCACGCAGUUACAGUCCGCAGGACCCACCGCCCCCCGACCGCCCGCACACGCAGUCCCCAAGCCGAACCCCGCUGUCCCCCCCCCUCGCCGCCACUCACCCCGCCCACCGCCCGCACGCCCCCCCGCCCCCCCCGCGACGACGCCCACCCCGCUGCACGCCACACCACACCCCACCCGCCUCGCAAGACCACCCGCGACCCAUCCGCCAGCCCGCCCGCACCACCCCCCACACGCAGCACCGCAGCUGCCGCAGCCCCACCCCCCCCCCCCCCCCCGGCAGCUUCGCUGAGUUACCCGCGCAGUUUACCCCCCCCCGCACCCCACCACCCCCCCCAUCGCAAGUGCCCGCGACGCCUACCACACACCCGCCAGUUCCCACCCGCACCCCAAGCACCACCCGCACCCCCGCACUGCACACCAGCAUCCCAACCACAACGCCCCACCCCCCACUCGCCCCCCCCAGCCGGCUGCAAACGGCUGCGCAACGACACCGCCACGCAACCGCAGCCCCCCCCCCCCCACGCAGCCGCACACCGCCCACGCAGUUAGACCCCCCCCCGCAGUUCGCCCACCCCCCACACCUCGCGCACACCCCCCCCAACCCCCCGAUGGCCACCCCCCCCCCACAGCAGUCCCGCCCCGCUGUGCCCCCAGCCAACCACACUCCGCCGCGCCCGAAAGCAGUUCCCGACUCACCCGCAUGUCCACGCACACUAGACCCCCCCCCCGCUGCCCCGCCAACCACCUCACCCCCCGAAGCGCCCGCCCGCCGCAGUCCCACGCGCCCCCCUCCCUCCGCGCAGUUCCCCCCCCCACCCCCACCCCGCCGACCGCGCCAGACAACCCCCCCCCGCGCCCCUCCCCCGCAGUCACGCCCGCACGACAGUUUCCGCCUCGCACGACCGCGUUGCCCGCCCCCACCCGGCCUCCGCCCUCCCCACCCAAUACCUAACCCCACGCCGCCCAGCCCACCCCCCCCAACCGCAGUUGCCCGCAGUUGCACCCGACAAUACCAGCAGAGUUCCCCCAGCCCCGCAGUUCACACACCAUCGACCCCCCGCAGAGACGCAGUUCCGCGCAGCUACCCGCAACCGCACAGCGCCGUCACGCAGCCCGGCCCCGCCCAAUCCCCACCCGCAACAGCGCCACCCGCGCAUGCAGCCUCACGGACUACGCCCGGCCACGUUCGCAUGCGCGACCACGUCACGCAACAGCACAACACCCAGCACCCUCCCCUCGCGCCCGACCCGCAGAUCCGCAGGCAUCCCUCCGCCGCCAACCCCCCGCAGACCAGCUCGCCCGCAGUCCUCGCCCCCCCCCGCGACCACCCCCUCCCGCAGCCGACAGCGCCCUCACCCCACAUCCAACCCCCAGCAGGAAGUUUCCCACACCCCGCGCUCGCAGUUGCCCAACCCACGCAGUUCGCGCUGUUAGCCCCACCCCCCCCGCAGUUAGGAUCCCCCACCUCCCCCACCCCAGCCCACGCACGACGCCCCCGCGCUGUUAGGCCCGCUGCCCCACUCCUCCCAACGCAGCCGCAGUUCCCCCGGCAGUCCGCAGAGCCCCCGCAGUUCGCCACCCCCCCCCCGCGCCACCCCAGCCCCCACUCCGCCACAACGCCGCCGCCGCUACGCCCCCCCACCAGCACCCCCCCUCCCCCUCCGCGCCGAACGCCCGCCGCACCCACGCAGCAGCAAAGUCCCCGCCCAACCGCCCCCCCCCGCUACGCUCCUCCGCACCUCACCGCCCGCAGACGCCCGCGCCCCCCCCGAACCCCCGCCCCCAGCAGCCCGCUUGAGCGCAGUCGCCCCCACCCCGCCCACGAUCCGCAGCCCCCCGUCGCAGUUUACGCCACGCCGGCUCCCGCCCGCAGACCCCCCCCGACAGACACACGAACCACACGCAGUCCCCGUCCCCCCACAGGACCGAAGUCCGACCCCACACCCCCCCGCAGCCCCCCGCCCCCACCCCCACGCCCCAACUGCCCAACCCAGCUAGGCAGCCGCGCCCCAUCCACCCGCUGUUCACGGCUCGGCCACCCCCGCACGCAGUUUCAACUCCCCCGCAGCCCCACGCCCAUACCCGUCCCGCCGCUGUUACACGACCCCACCGCAAGCUGUAGACCACCUGCACCCCCCCAGCCAGAGCACUCGCCCGCACCCACGCCCCCCCUCAACCCCCGUCCCCGCAGUGCCCACCCCCCGAACGCCCCCGCGCAGCUCCCGUCACCCCCACGCCACCCCCGCAGCCCGCAGUUGCGCUCCCCACACACCCGCAGUUCCGCCUCGCCGACCCCCUCACCCAACCGCAGCAUACCCCCGCCCCGCACGCCUGCGCAGACCCCGCAGCCCCCACCGCUCACCGAUCCCACCGCCCCCCUGCCCGCGCGCUCAGCGCACCCACUACACGCACCAACACACGCGGCGCCCCACCCGCAGCCCACCCCGCACCCACCCCCCCACCCAGCAACCUGCGCCCCCGCACCCCAACGCCAAGCCACCCGAGCACCCCCCCCCGACACCCGCAUCCCCGCAGCCCCGCCCCCCCCGCCCAACCCGCACCCGCAGCCUUCCCGCACGCCGACAGUUGCACCAACCCGAAAGUUCUCCCCCACCCCACCCAGCAGCCCCGCAGUCACGCAGCCCCACCCCCGCCUCCCCCGCCAACGGCCCCCUCGCGCAGAUCAAGGCGCCCCGCCCCCCCACGGCCCCCCCGCCGCAGCCUCCCGCAGUUACCGCGACCCGCCGCGCCUCCGCACCCGCAGGCCCGCAGUUACCUCGGACGCUCGCUGCCGCCUCACCCUCGCACGCACCCGCACCCCCCCCCCGCCCCCCUCUACACCGCAGUCUCGCCGCUGUCGCUCCAGGCCCCCCCCGCCCCGCCCCAACACACAUGCCCGCAGGACCACACCACGCCAGCCCCCAGCCCCCAUGCGCCCCCGCACCCACACCCCCGGACAGGCCAUCACACAUCCGCACCACCCCGCAACUCCACAAACGCCCCCGAGACGCAGUUUGUCCCCGCCCCCCCACCCGCAGUCCCGCCCGCCCACACGCAGCCCGCCCCCCAACCAUCACGCUCCCGCCGCCCCACAAGACCCCCCGCAGUCCCGGACGCGACCCCCAUCCGCAGUCCUUUGCACGCAGAGCCCCCCGCUGUCCCCCCCCCCCCAACCCCAGCCCGCCCCGACAGUCGCCCCCCGCGCUGCUCCCCCACCCCCCAAACCGUCUCAGCCCCCCCGCAGUUACGCCGCCGCCCACACGCGCAGUAGAUACCACCGAGCACCGAAGCCCCGUGCGCCCCGCAGACCGCAUGACGCAGUUUCGCGACACGCAACCGGCUACGCCCCACAGCCUCGUCCCCGCGCACCGCAAAUAGUGCCCCCUACCGCAGUUGUCCACCGCGCCCCGCAAAGGCCCACCCCCCCCCCCGCCCAACACCGCAGUUCAGGUGGACCCCCACCCCCCCCGCAGUUCCAGUCCCCCGUCCCACCGCAGACCCCACGCUCCGCUGUUCACCCACAAGCUGCCAUGUCAGCCCCCCCGCCGCAGUUCCACCGCCCCCACCCCCCCCACCCCCCGCCCGCCCCCCCGCCCCCGCAGUUACCCGCAGUUCCACGCCAGUUUGGUCCCUCGCAGUUCAGCCCCCCGCCCCCGCAGUCGCAGGCACACCCUACACGCAGAAGCCCGCCCUAG